AUCUAAGUAUGUGUAUAUUCUUGGAAAAAACAUUAAGUUUGUUUUGAUUAUAUCAUACGAUUUUAACCUCAUUUAUUAUAUGAAUGAAAUUAAUUUAUAGUAUUAAUACAUUAAAAAAUUUAAUUUAAUUGUAUGUGUGUGUGAUUUUUAUUGGUAUAAUAUAGUUUGUUAAAUAAAAAAAUAUAUAUUUUUAACAAUUAUCAAUUAUGCCGAAACGAAUUGAAAUUGGUAUUAUUCCUGAUAACUUAAGGCACGAAGAAACUAUUGUCCAAAUUGCUGAAGCUCUUGAUAAUUUAGAUUCUGCUGUUAAUUAAUNAGAUCGUUUAAAAUAUUUACAAACUAAUUUAAAUUUAAAAGCUGUAAAAAUGUAUUCUGCUGCAAGGUAUCCUGCUAGUCAUACAUACAAGGAAUAUGAGUUAGCUGUACCGCCUCAGUAUGAUAAUAUCAAUAAAAUACCAAAAGUUUAUAAAUGUUCUGUACCUAUAAAAGAUAUUUCUGGAGCAUAUUUAUCUUCUAAUUGUAAAACAGAAGAUGGUCAAUAUAUGACAAAUAACAAUUUACAAGAAAAGCUACAAUUUUAUCAUGUUCGAUCUAAAUCCAAUAAAGAAGUUUAUACAGAUAAUGAAAUGACAUUUCCUUUUCAUUUAUCUUCAAUUAGUGCAUUCUUGUUCAAUAGUAUGGAUGAUCCAUAUAAAAUAUCUAUGAAACAAACUUCCCACAAAUUAAGUGAUAAACAACAAAUAGAAGAUGCACCAGAUUCUAUUAUACAACCAUGGUUAUCAACUGAAAUGGAUUUAUCUAGUAAUUAUCUAUACACACCAACUUUAGGAGAGGUACCACAGAUAAAUGUGCCAGCAUCACUUCCUGAUUUACCUGGAAUUGUAGAUGAUGAAAAAUUCAUUUUAGAUCUUAAUUCUCAAAGUCCCAUUGCUCCUUCUUCAGCAGUAACAACGCCCACAGUUCGUCUAGAUCUUCCAACACCAACAUCAACAAUGGAUGAGAAGGAUUCUAAUACAAAACUAGAUGAAAUUCCAAAUGUACCUAAUUUUGUUGAUAGCGAUUAUUCGAAAAAUCUUACCGAGCUUGCUCCGCCACCUCCUCCUCCACCAUCAAUCUUAUUAAAUAUAACAAAUUCGGAUUCUUUGACUUCUAACAAUAAUAGUCAUUCAUCAUUAAAUCCCUCGUCAUCAACUCCUUUAAUUACACCACCACCUGUCGAAGAUCCGAGAAAAAUGAAAUUGGAUGAUAGAUCGAAUUUAAUGGAAGCAAUUCGUAAUGCUGGUGGUAUAGGAAGAGCGAAACUAAGACGUAUAGUACCAGAAGAAAAAGGAAACCGUUGGUCCUCCGCAUCUGUUGGAGGUGAUUUAAUGGCCGAUUUGCAUGCAAAAUUAGCUCUCAGGAGAAAAGGAAUUGCUGGAUCUGGAGGUAGUGCUCUGGAAAGAAUGUCCAGUAUGAUUCCUCCACCUCCUAAACCAAACGAAGCAGCUGCAUCGGAUAGAAAUUCGGCUACUAGCGAAUACGAUUCUCAACCAGAUACUGAUGAUUGGGACGAAUAAUAAAUUACUCGAUUAUUGUUAAUUAUAUAUAUAUAUAUAUGCAAUUUUUUAUUUAACUUUCAAUUUUAUGUUGAAUAAUAUAUUUUUAUUAUAUUUAAUAUUUCAUGUAAAUUUCUUUCAUUUAUGUAUAAUAAAAAUGAAUUUAUAUAAAAAU
This is a messenger RNA of Apis dorsata (giant honeybee), 1710 nucleotides long. RefSeq names its product WASH complex subunit 1. The record is from RefSeq and is a predicted model, not a curated record. Gene Ontology annotation, cellular component: WASH complex; early endosome; recycling endosome. Gene Ontology annotation, biological process: retrograde transport, endosome to Golgi; endocytic recycling; Arp2/3 complex-mediated actin nucleation. Lineage: Eukaryota; Metazoa; Arthropoda; Insecta; Hymenoptera; Apidae. Gene Ontology annotation, molecular function: gamma-tubulin binding; alpha-tubulin binding; actin binding.